Messenger RNA from Folsomia candida, 1303 nucleotides. RefSeq lists its product as uncharacterized. The coding region runs from base 197 to 892 and encodes 231 amino acids. The transcript has 4 exons. Lineage: Eukaryota; Metazoa; Arthropoda; Collembola; Entomobryomorpha; Isotomidae. The record is from RefSeq and is a predicted model, not a curated record.
CAAUUCUCAGUACGUCAUACCUACAUCGAUUCCUUGUUUCCGACUCGUUUGCACACAGAUCUCCAAGGCCUAGUAUGCACAUAAGAAGUAGAUUAAUGGGCUUUAUUUGACUUUUAAAAAAUUACCAAAAAUAUUAAGUACUUCCAGUUCAUUUAUAAAACUUGUGGAAUUUGUAUUUGGUGUAAUACUUACUGAAAUGGAAAACUUAAAGUAUAGAAGAGGAGCUAAAAUCGUGGCUAUUGUAGAUUUGAUAAUAACGUGCGUUAUGUUGUGGGCUGUAGCAAUGCUAUUUUUCCUCAUUAUUGGCAUAUUCACGGCAGCACCAAAUCAAGCAAAACCUUCAGAAAAUAAGGACUUCAACGACAUAGAGGAAGACUUUGAGGGUGCGAAUGACAGGAAAACCUUCAUUUUCAUUGCUACUCUGGCAGUUGUCUCCUUCAUAAUUUUCUUGGUCCUGGAGAUUCUUGAGCUUGUCGCUGCCAUUAAACUUUUGAAUUCGACACAACUGGGAAUAGACUUUGCAGAUGCAGCAAAAAAAGCCAGAUUUUGGCGAAAUGUGACGAUAGUUUUUGUGGUUUUUGGCCUCCUUGGUUCGAUGGCUCGAGGAAGAAGAGGAAUGUCCCUUCAAGCACUUGCUGUACUCAUCCUCAGAAUCGUCGGAAUUUUUAUCGUUCACAACUUUAUAAAGCAGUUGGAUUUUGCUGCAACACUUCCAAGAACGCACGUGGUGUACAGCUCGGCGCCCGGUGGCGAAACUCUUGCGCCGGGUACCGUGGUUCUAACAAUGCACCCUACACAGCAACAAUCCGGCUUCUACCCCAGUUUAGCCCCUGUCUCACAAAACUUGUAUCCUGACCCCCCAAAAUAUGCUGAUGUCGUUGAAAAGCGUUAAUCGCAGAGAUGAUAAAAAUGCUACAUAAUAUUUUUGUGUGUCACAUAUUACUUUAUGCUUUAAUGAACUACGUAGGACUGUGAAUGAGGUGUACUAACUACUUCACAUAGAAUAUUACCUCAUGAGUAUCGCUUAGACAAGAAAGUCCAACUGAUGCCCAUUUUCAAUCUCUUACAAAUAAUCAUAUAUUUUAUGAUGUAAUAAAAUAAUAAGGCAUAUUGGCAAUUCAAAAAUACAUAGUACAUAUGAAACGUAUGGUUUCUUUCUGUACCUACCAUAUUAAAGGACUGGAAUAAUUUUACGUAGGCAAAUAUACAGAUACAAUCUAUUACCUAUCCCGUUUCGUUAUAUUCUAAUUCAUUGUUAGAUUAUUAAACUGCAUAGAUAUCAAUAAAAUUAAUUAAAGAUCAA